Molecule: messenger RNA, 1116 nt
Organism: Gossypium arboreum
Lineage: Eukaryota; Viridiplantae; Streptophyta; Magnoliopsida; Malvales; Malvaceae
Product: disease resistance protein At4g27190-like
Exons: 3
Coding region: 1-1116 (371 amino acids)
Source: RefSeq, a predicted model, not a curated record
AUGACGAGGAAUGACAUCCAAAUGUGUUUCUUACUAUGUUCCCUUUUUCCUGAAGAUUUUGAAAUCCCUAUUGAGCAGUUGAUUAUGUGCGGAAUUGGAAUAGGAUUGUUCCCUAAUGCUAACUCGAUUGAAGAUAAAAGGAAUGAAAUGGUUAUGGCACUUAAAAAACUCCAAAAAUCUGGCUUGUUAUUGGUAACUGAUGAUGCAAAAAGCCGAAGAAUGUCAAUUUUUUUCCUUUUGGGAACUGAUUAUGGAGAAACGAUAAGCAUGCAUGACGUGGUUCGAGAUUUUGCUCAUUGGCUAACAUCAACCGGAGAAAAUAGGUUCAUGGUAAAAGAUAAGUUGAAAGAAUGGCCUGAUAUGGUUGAAAGUUUUGAAUGUUAUACUGCAAUCGCUUUAUGGAAUUGUAGUAGUAACAUAAAAUUUCCCGACAAAGUGGAAUUUUCAAAGCUCAAGACUUUGUGUCUUGAGGGGGAGGAUUGGGAUGAUUUACUAGUGGUUUCCAUUGCGAGCUACUUCUCAUCAUCGCUGACAAAUCUUGAGAUUCUUGUAUUGAUUGACACUAAGAUUUAUCAGAUAAGUGAAGAAUUGGUGAAAUUGUCUACACUGAAGUAUUUACGUCUUUCUAAAGAAUCCAUAUUCCACCAAUAUUAUGAGGAAUCAGAAAUGAGAAUCCAGCCAAGCUUGGUAUCAAGGUUGACUUCGUUGCAAAAGUUACAUGUGCAAAGCAAAAACACUAUCAACUUAAUGGAAUUGAAUUUAUUCUCUUGUUUAACUGCGCUAUCAUUGAGACUUUCUACUGAUCAAUUUUCUCAAGAAGAUUUUGUGUUCCCUAAACUACAAAUGUACACUAUAGUUGUAAAUGAGCGUUUUACCUAUGAGUGGGCGUUUAGGACAUUGAAAAUUCGUAACUUCUCAUCGUCAUUGAGUGCAUUUAGCAAUUUAUUUUACAAUGUGGAGAAGUUGAAGUUAAAGAAUGUUAGUGGACAAAAGAACAUUGUGCCAAGCAUAGGUGAAAUGGAAGUAAAUGAGUUGACUUAUUUGAAGCUUGAAUCUUGCAAUGAUAUGGAAUUCUUGACUGUUAUAACAAGGGAUCAGGGUUGCUGCAUUCUCUAA